AUGCGGGAGAAAGUGGGGCGCGGCGGUCGUCCACGCUGCCUCAAACGGGAAGCGACACCACCUCAAAAGCACGUGUCUGAUAUAUUGUCCUGUCACAGCAGUACGUACAAACUACUGCUAUGUCUGGACAUACUAACAAACGCGUUGCAAACUCAACAUCAAGAAUCGUGUGUGGCAGUGAUUGUGUCAAGAAAGAUCCCGCGUAAAAAGUACAGAUAA
Pieris macdunnoughi is the source of this 219-nucleotide messenger RNA. NCBI's taxonomy places the organism in Eukaryota, Metazoa, Arthropoda, Insecta, Lepidoptera, Pieridae. The record is from the annotation of a GenBank genome assembly.